AUGCACAGCUCCCUUUCCGACCCCCCACUUAACAGUCCACCUACACGGCUGUAUUUACGCACUAAUUCACCAGCUCCCGCCUCCAAUGCGCAGCUACCUACCUCAACUCCCCGAAUCAUCGGUGAACGAAACAAUGACUGUACGACAAGUUCACGGUUCUCGCCGCGGAUAAUAAUGAUGGAAAUACGAGAUCACGGUGUCGGCUUUGCCCUUCCUGAUCUCACCGACAAAAAGGCUGGUUCAGAAUUUGGUGGAAUCAACCCUCAUUUGCAUCACUUUGAAGGGGAAAGGGGUCUUCAACCACCGACAGCACCUGCUCAAACUGCUCGAAGAAGUGACGCGUGCCCCUUUGAAGCCGCAUCAAAGAAUGGAUAUCACGAGGAACUACUUGAUAUCAAGGCUGACAUAUUCGCUCGUGCUCGGCCAAGUCCACAGGAACACGCUAAAAAGAUUGGACAACUAAAUCAGACAAUAUAUUCGUGGCUGACUAUGUCUACCGAAGGACACCCCGAUCAGCUACAUCCACGCCGUGAUGCAUUCAUACGAGCCACUUACUGCGAGCAGGCACUGGUAGACCGAAUAUUGUUGAACAUCGAGUUCGUCCCGGAUACCAGACAACCAUGUAAGUCCGGAGCAAAGACACGUCGAUUUCUUGCACUUUCGGGGUUACCAUAG
This is a messenger RNA of Opisthorchis viverrini, 675 nucleotides long. RefSeq lists its product as hypothetical. Lineage: Eukaryota; Metazoa; Platyhelminthes; Trematoda; Opisthorchiida; Opisthorchiidae. The transcript is spliced from 3 exons. The record is from RefSeq and is a predicted model, not a curated record. Bases 1 to 675 code for a protein of 224 amino acids.